Molecule: messenger RNA, 399 nt
Organism: Dendronephthya gigantea
Lineage: Eukaryota; Metazoa; Cnidaria; Anthozoa; Malacalcyonacea; Nephtheidae
Exons: 1
Coding region: 1-399 (132 amino acids)
Source: RefSeq, a predicted model, not a curated record
AUGAAAGUCGAUAAUCAGACCAGAUGGAUAGCGCUGGACUACGCCGCAAGUUCGUUAUACAAGGUGAUCGGAGAAGGUAGUUUUAAAAGCACAAGUGCCGGGAAGGAAGCCUGGAAAUCUCUCAUCAAUGGUUCAGCUUUACAAGAAAAUUGUAACAGAGAAGGAUUUAAUAUCAAAGUGGGCUCAGGAUCAGGAUAUUUUUCAAGCUAUAUUCAUCUCCGGAUUGGUGUCAUGGCAAACAAUGAAAAUGACUGUGUUUCUUGUGAUACGUGCAUUGGUUUUGGUACCUCAGCUGGGUGUCAUGACGAAAUGAGAAUGACGACAUGCGGUAAUAUGGCCAUUUGUACUUACCUAAACAACAAAAACACACCGGCUUUUGGAUUUAUUCUUGUACAGUAG